AAUGUGCUGCAGCAAUUCUUUCUAGAAUUUUGUACCAGUGUCUUGCUAGCUCGGGGCUAGCCAGGGAGCUUUAUCUGAAUUUGUCUUGGUCAGAUACAGCAAGCCGCUGCACUGAACACAAAUACAUAUAUCUGAGAAGUGUAGUACUUGGGUGUAUUGGCUCCUUUGAUUCAAACUUCUAGUUAGCGUCUUUUAGCCACUAACUUAGCCGAGUCAUAUUCUAAGCUAACGCUGUUAGCGUUAGGUUCUUGUUGGGAGAAUGUCCGGGAUAGACUACAGCGUGUGGGACCACAUUGAGGUGUCAGACGAUGAAGAUGACACCCACCCAAACAUCGACACACCCAGCCUCUUCAGAUGGAGACACCAGGCACGUGUGGAGCGAAUGGAAGACUUUCAGAAAAAAGGUGAAGACAUGAACAAGUCGCUCUGUGAAUGCCGGCGUAAACUGGCAGAAGCACAGAAGAAAAUACAAGACCUGACCAUUACAGCAUCGGAUGAUGCCAAAGCAGAACUGGGUAAAGUCCAGGCUGAGGAAAAGAAACUAAAAAAAGAGGAACGGGAGUGGGAGAAGAAGGUGGAUGACCACAACCGAGAAGAGAAGAAGAUGCCAUGGAACGUGGACACACUCAGCAAGGAUGGCUUUAGCAAGAGUAUUGUUAAUGUCAAACCUGAAUCUGCAGAGGAGACUGAAGAGGAGAAGGAGAAAAAGCAUAAAACAUUCGUGGAUAAGUAUGAGAAGCAGAUCAAACAUUUCGGCAUGUUGCGACGUUGGGAUGACAGCCAGAAGUACCUCUCUGACAAUCCUCAUCUAGUAUGUGAAGAGACUGCUAACUACUUGGUCAUCAUGUGCAUUGACCUUGAAGUUGAGGAGAAACAUGCAUUAAUGGAGCAAGUGGCUCAUCAGACCAUCGUCAUGCAGUUCAUUCUAGAGCUGGCCAAAAGCCUCAAAGUAGACCCUCGCGGCUGCUUCCGUCAGUUUUUUGCCAAGAUUAAGACGGCAGAUCAGCAAUACCAAGAAGCUUUCAAUGAUGAGCUGGAGUCAUUCAAGGAGCGGGUUCGGGGCAGGGCGAAGAUCCGCAUAGAAAAGGCCAUGAAGGAAUUUGAGGAAGAGGAGCGACAAAAGCGCCUGGGACCUGGAGGUCUAGAUCCUGUUGAUGUGUAUGAGUCCCUGCCAGUCGAGAUGCAGAAAUGCUUUGAUGAGAAGGACAUCCAAAUGUUACAAGAGGUUAUUAGCAAAAUGGACCCAACGGAGGCAAAGGCUCACAUGAAGAGGUGCAUAGACUCUGGGCUCUGGGUCCCCAACUCCAAGGCAGAAGGGGACGAAAAAGAGGAAGAAGCUACCUAUGAAGAGGUGAAACAGGAGCAAGAAGAAACUAAGAAGGAAUGACCAAAAUUGACCCCAUGAUUUGACGUUUUUGCAAAUGUACUUACCCACUGUAUUGCAACUCCAUUAUGUGUAUGAUUAGUUGCCAAUCAAUGAAAUAACUUCUCUAAAAUAUUUAGCUGAGAUUUAAGGGAUUAGCAUUCACCUGACUACACAAGAAUGUUGCACCAGAAACUCCUGCUUGGAAAAGAAACUGCAGUUUGUGUCUUUUAUUGUCUUUUGUUUGUUUGAACAAAAUGAAAGCUGUGUUUUAUUUGUACACAACUGUCAGUUUGUGUGGGUAUGUAUGUGUACAUAUAUACAUAUGCCUGCCUGCAUAAUUUGUGGCGGUCUAUAGUUUUCAGGUUGAGUCUAUAAGUUUGUUUGUUUUUGCUUUUUUGUUGCUUUUUUUGUCAUUUUAGUUUUAGGAUUUUUCUUUUGUUUCGGGCUUCAUCAGUUGACGUAUUCAAAUGGUUAUUUCCCCAAAGUGACAUUUUCUACAAACUUGCUUACCUAAAGGUUGAAUUAUAUUCAGUUUCUUAAGACCAAGUUGUUGUGGUUAUGUGUCAAGGUGUGGGUGAUGUGCUUUUGGUGUGAGUCAUAUAAGAAGUACAAGAACAUGGUGAUGAGCUCUGUGGUGGUGUAAACUGCCUUUUUUGGUAGUUAAAAGUGGCAUUUACUCCACUUAGUGAUUGUGGUAAUUUGGUGACUAUGCUAUGACAUUCAGUUUAUUACAGUUUGCAUUACAAGACAAAGACCAGUAGUAUUAUUAUUAGGGUCCUCGAACCCCUUCUAGUUAUCAUUGUUAUUAUUUUUCUAAACGUUAAUUUCAGACCUGAUAAUUACACUGAUUCCAUUUACGUUGUAGCUUAAUGUGGCCGAACUAUUACCAUAUGAAUGAAAGUAAAGACUCCUAAGGUUGAGUCUUGUGGGGUCUUGGAAUGAUUGACCGAUUACAUUACCCCUGUUCAUUUCCACGUUGGUCAAAAUCCCAAUUAAGUCCCAAUUCAAUGAGAAAAAGGGCUGUGUAUGUCCUAAAUGCUCACAUGGGUCUGCAUUCGGUGAUGCGGCACUGUGCCUGAAAAUGAUAUUUAGGUAUGGCAGAAAUCUAUACUUUCACUUUCUAUGCUGUUAUGUUAAAGGUGGGAGUACCUUGGCUUUUGCAUGAUGGCAGAGCUGAAAAAAAUAAACAAUGAUGAAGUGAAA
Messenger RNA from Stegastes partitus (bicolor damselfish), 2569 nucleotides. RefSeq names its product cell division cycle 37 homolog (S. cerevisiae) (gene cdc37). The record is from RefSeq and is a predicted model, not a curated record. Gene Ontology annotation, molecular function: protein-folding chaperone binding; protein kinase binding; heat shock protein binding. Lineage: Eukaryota; Metazoa; Chordata; Actinopteri; Pomacentridae. The coding region runs from base 260 to 1387 and encodes 375 amino acids. Gene Ontology annotation, cellular component: cytoplasm. Gene Ontology annotation, biological process: protein stabilization; protein folding. The transcript is spliced from 8 exons.